This is a messenger RNA of Huiozyma naganishii CBS 8797, 1245 nucleotides long. RefSeq names its product tRNA dihydrouridine synthase (gene DUS1). The transcript has a single exon. Bases 1 to 1245 code for a protein of 414 amino acids. The record is from RefSeq and is a predicted model, not a curated record. Gene Ontology annotation, molecular function: flavin adenine dinucleotide binding; tRNA dihydrouridine synthase activity. Lineage: Eukaryota; Fungi; Ascomycota; Saccharomycetes; Saccharomycetales; Saccharomycetaceae. Gene Ontology annotation, biological process: tRNA processing.
AUGGUGUGGGGUCAUCGGUUACUGGUUCCCAGGGCGGCGAUGGUGUCGAAAAUGACUGGCAGGGAACUGUUCAAGCAGAUGGGGUGUCCCCGGCGGGUUCUUGCGCCGAUGGUUGACUCGAGCGAGCUUUGCUGGCGGAUUCUAUCACGGGCUUACGGUGCGACGCUGUGCUACACACCGAUGUUCCAUGCGAAGCUGUUUGCGACUUCUGAGAAGUACAGAAGGGACAUGUGGUGUCCCCUCGAUGGUACUGUGGGUGUUGCUGAUCGGCCGUUGAUUGUACAGAUAUGUGGAAACGACCCGGAGUACAUUUUGAAGACCGCUGAGUUGGUGCAGGACCGGUGUGACGCGGUGGACUUAAACCUUGGGUGUCCGCAGGGGAUCGCGCGAAAGGGACACUACGGGUCGUUCCUGAUGGAGGAGUGGGAGGUCAUUGAGAAGAUCAUUCGUACAUUGCACGAGAAACUGACAGUUCCCGUUACGGCGAAGAUACGCGUGUUCCCCGAUAGAGAGAAGACGCUGCAGUAUGCGAAGAUGAUCCUGGAUGCUGGUGUGCAGAUACUGACUGUGCAUGGACGUUUGCGUGAGCAGAAGGGUCAGAAGACGGGGCUCGCGGACUGGGACGUGAUCCGAUACUUAAGGGAUAACUUACCUGCGGGCACGGUGAUGUUUGCGAACGGGAACGUACUGUACCCGGGGGACAUCGAGCGGUGUCUCGAGUACACUGGGUGUGACGCGGUUAUGAGUGCGGAGGGGAACCUGUACAACCCCGGUGUGUUCAGCGACCCAGCUGGUGACAAGGACCGGACUUUCCCGCGUGUGGACGUGCUUCUGCGGGAGUUCUUUGAAAUUGUGAAGUUGCACGCUGGGGAUUCCCCCGCGUCGCGGAAGGCGAUGAAGUCACACUUCUUCAAGAUUCUGCGGCCGUUCCUACCGCACCACACGGAUAUCCGGUCCUCCAUUGCAUCGCUCUCCGCACACACGACGCUGGACGAGUGGGAGCGAGAGGUCGUCGUCCCCGUGGAACGCGCCGUUGAGGCGAUCUACCGCACGGACCCAGAGGAUGCAAUUGUCGACGGUCCUUUGGAGAAAUGGGGCGGAUGCUACAAGAGUGUGCCCUACUGGCGGUGUCAACCGUACUUCCGGCGCGUGGACGGCGUCGCAGGCGACAAGAGGGUUGUUGCGGAGUUAGAUGCGCAGGAUGACACGUCGUCUCCGGCAAAGAGGCUCAAGACGGAUGCCUAG